AUGUUUGGACAACGUGUUAAUUCAUUAAUUUUUUAUUCUAAACUUUAUUCAAAAUAUAAUAAUUUAUGGACAAUAUAUUUAAAUAAUUUAAAUUGGGUAUAUUAUUUUUUUAAUACUAUUCAGUUUAUUAGUUAUUUAAAUUAUUUUAAACAUAAAAUUUUAUUAAAUAAUUUUAAUUUUUUUUCUUUAAAUAAUAAAUAUAAAUUUCAAUUAAAUAUAAAUUGUAUUUUUUAUUUUUAUAAUUAUUUUUUAAAAUUUAAAAUUUUUUUAAAAGGGCUUCAAACUAUUAAAAAAAUUUCUAAAAAAAUAAAUAAAAUAAAUAAAUCUACAUAUAAAUAUUAUAUAUAUAUUAAUUUUUUAAUAUUAAAAAAUCCUUUUUCUUCUAUAAAUUAUUUUUUUUAUUAUAUUAUAAAAAAAUUUCAACAAACUUUAUCUUUAAGAAAAAUUUUAAAACAACUUUCUUUAUUAAUAUUAAAUAUUAAAAAAACGCAUAUUAAAGGAAUUAAAAUCUUAAUAUCUGGUAAAAUUAAUGGAGUAGCUAUAGCAAAAAAAGAAACAUGUAAUUAUGGUUUAAAUUAUUUUAAUAAAUAUAUUUAUAAUAUAAAGUAUAAUGUAUUUUAUUUAAAAACAAAAUUUGGAGUUUUAGGAUUUAAAUUUUGGAUAUUUUUAAUUUAA
Molecule: messenger RNA, 675 nt
Organism: Besnoitia besnoiti
Lineage: Eukaryota; Apicomplexa; Conoidasida; Eucoccidiorida; Sarcocystidae
Product: putative ribosomal protein S3
Exons: 1
Coding region: 1-675 (224 amino acids)
Biological process (GO): translation
Molecular function (GO): structural constituent of ribosome
Source: RefSeq, a predicted model, not a curated record